Messenger RNA from Dama dama (fallow deer), 1485 nucleotides. RefSeq names its product keratin, type II cuticular Hb5-like. Gene Ontology annotation, cellular component: keratin filament. Lineage: Eukaryota; Metazoa; Chordata; Mammalia; Artiodactyla; Cervidae. The coding region runs from base 1 to 1485 and encodes 494 amino acids. Gene Ontology annotation, biological process: keratinization; intermediate filament organization. The transcript is spliced from 9 exons. The record is from RefSeq and is a predicted model, not a curated record. Gene Ontology annotation, molecular function: structural constituent of skin epidermis.
AUGGCGAGCUGUUCCUACCGCAACAGUUCCAGCUACAGGGUCCAGGACUUCAGCUCCUGCUCAGCCAUUGUGCCCAAGCCUGGGGUGCAUGGCUUUGCCAAUGGCCUGGCCUUCCGCGGGGGCAGCCCCGGGGGCCCCAGCUACCGUCGUCUCGGGGGCUUUGGCAGCCGGAGCCUGUGUGCAGUGGGGUCCCCGCGGAUCGCAGUGAGUUGUGCGUGGCCCCUCCGAGGAGGGGGAAGCUUUGGCUACAGGGCAGGGGGACUCUGCGGGCCUACCCCACCCUGUAUCACCACUGUGUCGGUCAACGAGAGCCUCCUCACACCCCUCAACCUGGAGAUGGACCCCAAGGCGCAGUGCGUGAAGCACGAGGAGAAGGAGCAGAUCAAAUGUCUCAACAACAAGUUCGCUGCCUUCAUCGACAAGGUGCGCCUCCUGGAGCAGCAGAACAAGCUACUGGAGACCAAGCUGCAGUUCUACCAGAACCGCCAGUGCUGCGAGAGCAACCUCGAGCCCCUGUUCAAUGGCUACAUCGAGACACUGAGGCGGGAGGCCGAGUGCGUGGAGGCCGACAGCAGGAGGCUGUCCUCAGAGCUCAACCACGUGGAGGAGGUGCUGGAGGGCUACAAGAAGAAGUAUGAAGAAGAGGUGGCUCUCAAGACUACGGCUGAGAAUGAGUUUGUGGUGCUGAAGAAGGACAUCGACUGUGCCUAUCUGCGCAAGGCUGACCUGGAGGCCAACGUGGAGGCCCUGAAGGAGGAGAUGAGCUUCCUGCAGUGCCUGUACGAUGAGGAAAUCUGCCUCCUUCAGUCGCAAAUCUCUGAUACCUCGGUGGUGGUCAAGAUGGACAACAGCCGGGAGCUCAACAUGGACGCGGUUGUGGCUGAGAUCAAGGCUCAGUAUGAUGGCAUCGCCAGCCGCAGUCGGGCUGAGGUUGAGUCCUGGUACCAAACCAAGUGCGAGGAGAUGAAGGUCACAGUAACACAGCAGGGUGAGAACCUCCGCAGAACCAAGGAGGAGAUCAAUGAGCUGAACCGCAUGAUCCAGAGGCUGACAGCCGAGGUGGAGAACGUCAAGCAGCAGCGCUGCAAGCUGGAGACUGCCCUGGCCGAGGCGGAGCAGCAGGGCGAGGCGGCCCUUAACGAUGCCAGGUGCAAGCUGGUGGGGCUGGAGGAGGCCCUGCAGAAGGCCAAGCAGGACAUGGCCUGCCUGCUCAAGGAGUACCAGGAGGUGAUGAACUCCAAGCUGGGCUUGGACGUGGAGAUCGCCACUUAUCGCAAACUGCUGGAGGGCGAGGAGAGCCGGUUGUGUGAAGGUGUGGGCUCCAUCAACAUCUGUGUGAGCCGUUCCCAGGGUGGCGUGAUCUGCGGGGACCUUGGUUCCACUGUCCCUCGUGGCCUGGGUGGCAUGGCCAUCAGCAGCAGUGCUCUUUGCUCCCCCUCUGUAGGGGGAGCCUGUUCCAGUGUGAGAUCUGUGAGGUUUGCAUAG